GGAAACAGUGCCCGCCGCACCUUCAGACCCUCACUCAUAAAGGUUCGUCGAAAAUAAUUGGCGAAAAGACUGGAUCUUUAUCUGCAGCGAGGUGCUUUUGGAGGAGGAUAGGCAGGAUUCAGACAUCCAGCAGGAGAUGGGGCUCAAGAAGCCGCAGCCGGCGCCGGAGCCGGAGCCGGAGCCGCAGGUGCUAGUGCCGCCCGUCUUCGACUUCCCUCCCUUGGCCGCCCGCACCAGGAUGUUGGUCCCGGCAUAUGAGCUCAUGUUCGGGAAGCUCGCGCGACGCAGCCUCUUUGAUGACUAUUUCCAUUCUGGGGGAGUGGACGCGCAUAUUGUGUUGAAGCAGUUGGGAGAUUCUCAUGCUCAUCUGAAUGCCACUAUGUCGACAAAUGGGGGGGAAGCUCACUUUCGAUGGCAGAGGGAUUUGAACGACCCCCAUACAUUUGUGGACUUACUUGUGUCAACUUUGAAACCUACAAUGCGGCUGUCUUCAAGCGUUUACUAUCCCAAGUAUGGUAUUGGCGCCUUUGGGACGUUCCCUUUGAAUAUGGCAAACAGAGCAUGCUCAGCAGAUUAUGGCGUCAUGGGUUUAAGAUAUGGUUCAGAGAAUCUAUCAAUUGGGGCCUCCUUCGUCCCAUUUCCUUCGCCUGGUGAGGUACCCUACGAUGCAUGGUUGGCUGGGAGAAAAGGGAAUUUAAGUGCAGGCGUACAAUACAAACCACUAGGUUUGUGUUACUAAACUUUCACUGAUUUGUCAGAGCAAUAUAUUCUAG
Messenger RNA from Triticum aestivum (bread wheat), 773 nucleotides. RefSeq lists its product as uncharacterized. The record is from RefSeq and is a predicted model, not a curated record. Bases 137 to 739 code for a protein of 200 amino acids. The transcript has 7 exons. NCBI's taxonomy places the organism in Eukaryota, Viridiplantae, Streptophyta, Magnoliopsida, Poales, Poaceae.